AUGAAAUCGACGCACUCCAGCUCCUACAACCUCCGGUACCACCCCUCUUCCUCUUCCGGAUUUGUAGCGUGACCGACGUUUCGUGUCUGUUUAGACUUAAAAAAUGCGUUACGUGGCCGCUUACCUCCUAGCUGUUCUCGGUGGAAACACCAGCCCUUCUGCCAAGGACAUCAAGUCCAUCUUGGACAGCGUGGGAAUUGAGGCUGAUGAUGAACGCUUAAAUAAGGUCAUUAGUGAGCUGAAUGGUAAAGACAUCAACGAAGUCAUGAACUCAGGCCUCUCUAAGUUAGCCUCCGUACCAGCAGGUGGUGUUGUGGCAGCACCUGCUGCUGCUGCUGCUGGUGGAACUGCUGGGGCUGCGCCUGCUGCUGCGGAAGAGAAAAAGGAAGAGAAGAAAGAAGAAUCUGAAGAGUCAGAUGAAGACAUGGGCUUUGGUCUCUUUGAUUAAUCUGCCUUCUCUGUGUUUAAAAAGCAAUAAAAAUGUAAAAGGUUUACACAAAA
Archocentrus centrarchus (flier cichlid) is the source of this 501-nucleotide messenger RNA. RefSeq names its product ribosomal protein, large P2 (gene rplp2a). The transcript is spliced from 5 exons. Bases 104 to 448 code for a protein of 114 amino acids. Lineage: Eukaryota; Metazoa; Chordata; Actinopteri; Cichliformes; Cichlidae. Gene Ontology annotation, molecular function: structural constituent of ribosome. Gene Ontology annotation, cellular component: cytosolic large ribosomal subunit; ribosome. The record is from RefSeq and is a predicted model, not a curated record. Gene Ontology annotation, biological process: cytoplasmic translational elongation.